This is a messenger RNA of Theileria annulata, 1428 nucleotides long. RefSeq lists its product as uncharacterized. The record is from RefSeq and is a predicted model, not a curated record. Lineage: Eukaryota; Apicomplexa; Aconoidasida; Piroplasmida; Theileriidae. The transcript has 5 exons. Bases 1 to 1428 code for a protein of 475 amino acids.
AUGUUAAUUUUCUUAUUUCAUACUUUGUAUUAUAUUGUUAUGAAACAUGUUAAAACUUCGCUUCUCACUUCAGGCUCAGUUUACAAUGAAGAAUGCCUUAAAUUUAUGGAUAAUUUGGUUAGUUUCGCCAAAGAAUGUUGCGGACUAGAUGCAUCCAAAUCCUUCAACCGAGUUGAUUUGAAAAAAUCAAUUCUCAAUGCAACCAGAUCAAAAUCAUUGACCAAAUUCAUUCAAACCUUAUCAAUAAACGAUAAGAAGAACUUGCUAAACCUAUCUUCCAUGGAAUGUCCUGUGAUUUGUCCCAGUAAAAAGAUGAUUCUUCCCCCGAUAGAAUCUAUGCCUAGCAAUAUCAUGAAAUCUUCCAAAAAAUUGAGGAAUUUUUUCGGCAUACCUGAACUCCAGGUUUGUAGAGGAUGUGUAAAAAGAGGAAGAUGUAGAAGAUACCAACAGGUUGAAAGGGGAGUUCCGGACCUUUCUGAUUUGGGAGCAGUAAUGAUAGGAAUGUACUCUAUUUGUAAAAUUCAUUUGAACGGCAAUGAUUUGAUAGUUCCAGAGUUCGCAUUUAGGGAACUUUUUUCAGUUAAUUCAGUCCUGAAUUCCUUAAAAAAAUAUUUUAAAGAUUUCAAUAUUGAAACAAAUAUACCAAGAGGUGAUGAUACUGCCUGUUUAAGAGAGUUGCGUAGAGCUAAAAGAGAUCAAGAGAGAAAGAAACUUGAAUUAUUGAAGGAAAAGGGUUAUAACAUAACACCAAAAAGAACUACUUAUAUGACGUCAUUUCAGAGGAGUUUGUACAAUAAACUAUACGGUAAAGGGAAAAGAGUUGAGGAGGAAUUUGUGUGGGUACAGGACUUGGAAGAUAACUCAAUCCCAGACGAAAAUUCUAAGCUUGAAAAGAUUAACAAGGCUGAAAUAGAUAUUAAAUCGGAUCCUCAUCAUCUAGUUGAUGAUUCUUAUUCUAAUAUUCAGAAAACUAUGGAUAAAAUAGAAGAUCUGGACACAAAGGAUAUUCAGUUCAGAAUGGAGUAUUCUGAACCACUUGGUACUGAGACUAAUUUGGUUCGCUAUGACGUAAUGAACGAUAAGAAUAUAGAGGGAAUAAAGAUAAAUUCAAGGGGGAAAUUUGUAGUGGACCUCGACAGGAAUUUGAGAAAUCGAGAUUUAAAUGACUUGGAGUACAAAAACCACGAAAUUUCAAUGUACAAGGUCCCAAACACUAAGAAACUAGGCUCACUUUCAAGAUUUAUUGAUAAUUUGGACUCCUACCCAAAUGACCUUUCAUUUCUGAAAAGAGUGCCCUACAACUACAAAUGCCAGAGUUCAGGUGAAACCCUGAAGCCUAAAGCAGAAACAAUUCUGGAGGACAAGGAAAACCUUGAGCAAAUAGCACUGGCUCUGGAGUCUAAACAGAAUUUUAAAAUUGUUCACUAA